Messenger RNA from Meyerozyma guilliermondii ATCC 6260, 2460 nucleotides. It is a transcript of the gene SPB1, whose product is annotated as 27S pre-rRNA (guanosine2922-2'-O)-methyltransferase. The coding region runs from base 1 to 2460 and encodes 819 amino acids. Gene Ontology annotation, cellular component: preribosome, large subunit precursor; nucleolus; nucleus. Gene Ontology annotation, molecular function: rRNA (guanine) methyltransferase activity; rRNA (uridine-2'-O-ribose)-methyltransferase activity. Gene Ontology annotation, biological process: rRNA methylation; maturation of 5.8S rRNA from tricistronic rRNA transcript (SSU-rRNA, 5.8S rRNA, LSU-rRNA); maturation of LSU-rRNA from tricistronic rRNA transcript (SSU-rRNA, 5.8S rRNA, LSU-rRNA). Lineage: Eukaryota; Fungi; Ascomycota; Pichiomycetes; Serinales; Debaryomycetaceae. The record is from RefSeq and is a predicted model, not a curated record. The transcript has a single exon.
AUGGGGAAGACACAAAAGAAGAAUAGCAAGGGUCGUUUAGAUAAGUACUAUUUCUUAGCUAAGGAGAAGGGUUAUAGAGCUCGUUCGUCUUUUAAAAUCAUUCAAAUCAACGAAAAAUAUGGACACUUUCUUGAAAAGUCCAAAGUAGUCAUCGACUUGUGUGCCGCUCCAGGGUCAUGGUGUCAAGUGGCGUCGAAUUUAUGUCCUAUAAACUCAUUAAUCAUAGGUGUUGAUAUUGUUCCUAUCAAGCCAUUACCUAAUUGCAUAACAUUUCAGUCAGAUAUCACAACUGAAGAUUGUCGCUCCCGGUUGCGGGGACAUAUGAAGACAUGGAAAGCGGACACUGUUUUGCACGAUGGAGCUCCGAACGUUGGUUUAGGAUGGGUUCAGGAUGCAUUUACUCAAUCCCAAUUGACAUUGCAAGCAUUAAAGUUGGCCGUUGAAAACUUAACACUUGGUGGUACUUUCGUGACAAAGAUUUUCCGGUCCAGAGAUUACAAUAAUCUUAUGUGGGUCUUUCAGCAGUUAUUCGAGAAAGUCGAGGCCACAAAACCCCCAGCAUCUCGUAAUGUGUCAGCUGAAAUCUUUGUCGUUUGUAAAGGGUUCAAGGCUCCAAAGAAACUUGAUCCACGUUUGCUUGAUCCGAAGGAGGUGUUUGAGGAGUUGGCCGACGGACCCCAAAACAACGAAGCAAAGAUCUACAAUCCUGAGAAGAAAGUCAGGAGAAGACAGGGUUACGAAGAGGGUGAUUAUCUUUUAUAUCAUGAACUUCCAAUCCUUGACUUUAUCAAAGAUGAAGACCCCAUCAAUACAUUGGCCACGCUCAACAAGUUGACUAUGCCAGACAAAGAUAAUCAUGAAUGGAAGAUCGUCAAAAAGUUGAAAUCGUAUACUCCAGAACUAGUUGAGUGUUUCACUGACUUGAAGGUUUUGGGGAAAAAGGAAUUCAAGCAUAUAUUGAAGUUCAGAAAGCAAGCCAGAGAACUCUUGGGCCUUGAUGUACCUGAAGAGACCAAGCCAGAAAUAGAAGUUGAAGAGCUCACAGAGGAUCAAAAGAUAGACAAGGAGCUCCAGGCAAUGACCGAGAAACAAAGACAGAAAGCCAAAAGAAUCAAGAAAAACGCCAAUGAAUUGAAACAGAAGGAAAUCCAACGUAUGCAAAUGAACAUGUUGACAGACAUGAAUGUCGGUAUUGACGCUGCAAAGAUUGGGUCUGAGUCACUUUUCAACUUGAGCACCGCUGAGAAGACAGGAGAACUUGACAAAUUAGCAAAAGGUAAAAGACAAAUGAUUUUCAGCAAUGAAGAAAUUAUUAAGGACAACGAUAUUUACGUUGACGAAGACGCACCUCAGGAGUCUGAUGAUGAGCUAGAUGCCCUUGAAGCACAAUUGGAUGAUAUGUAUAGUGCUUAUCAGAAUCGAAAGGCUGAAAGGGAUGCUAAAUUCAGAGCUAAGCAGAGGCGUGGGGAUGAUGACGACGAGCCUUGGGAAGGACUUCAGUCUGAUAAAGAGGAGUCGGAUGUCGAGAUGGCAGACAACGACGAUGAUCACAGCUCUGACUCAGACGACGAUGAGCAUAUAUCGACACUCAUUGCAGAACAGAAGGCCAAGAAUGGAUUGUCUCGUCAAGCGAGUCUGUUCUUUGCUUCAGACCCCAUUUUCAAUGCGUUCGAUGAUGAAGAAUUGUUGGCAGAGAUGGGCAAUGACGAGUCUAAACGAGGUGCAAGCUCGACUAAACCACAAGAGCCUGCUGUUUCUGAAACUAAAGAUAUCGCUGACUCCAGUGAUUCUGAAGACGAUCAAGGAUUCGAGAUUGUGAAAUCCAAUAAUGACGAUGACGAGAUCGACAUAAGUUCUUCAUCUGAUGAAGAGUCGGGUAGCAAGAAAAACCACCUGUGGGACAUAGACCUUGCAACAGUAGAGGCCAUGACUAUGGCUCACCAGUUGGCCUUGGGACAAAAGUCGAAGAACGACUUGGUGAAUGAAGGUAUUAAUAAGUAUUCGUUCCGUGACCACGAAGGCUUACCAGAUUGGUUUGUUGACGAAGAAAAGAAGCACUCAAAGAUCACAAAAUCCAUAACCAAAGAGGCUGCAGCUGCCAUCAAAGAGAAGCAAAAACAGCUCAAUGCUCGUCCGAUUAAGAAGGUAUUAGAGGCUCAGGGCCGGAAGAAGAUGAGAGCCUUAAAGAGACUUGAAAAGUUGAAGAAGAAGUCUGACUUGAUUAAUGAAGAUAGCGCGAAAUCUGAGGCAGAUAAGGCUGACGAGAUCCAGAAGCUUAUGAGAAAGAUGACGAAGAAACAAACCAAGAGACCAAAGGCCACAGUUGUGGUUGCGAGAGGGUCUAAUAAGGGUUUGAGCGGCAGACCGAAGGGUAUCAAAGGAAAAUACAAGAUGGUUGAUGGUGUUUUGAAGAAUGAACAAAGAGCAUUACGGAGAAUUGCGAAAAAGCAUCGCAAGUAA